Molecule: messenger RNA, 1477 nt
Organism: Callorhinus ursinus (northern fur seal)
Lineage: Eukaryota; Metazoa; Chordata; Mammalia; Carnivora; Otariidae
Gene: KISS1R
Product: KISS1 receptor
Biological process (GO): G protein-coupled receptor signaling pathway
Cellular component (GO): plasma membrane
Molecular function (GO): G protein-coupled receptor activity
Source: RefSeq, a predicted model, not a curated record
AUGAGCGCCCUGGCCACGUCGGCCCCCAGCGCGUCCUGGGGGGCGCUGGCCGACGCCUCGGACGGCCCGGACCCCGAGCCGCGGCCGCUGGACGCCUGGCUCGUGCCGCUGUUCUUCGCCGCGCUGAUGCUCCUCGGCCUGGCAGGGAACUCUCUUGUCAUUUUCGUCAUCUGCCGCCACAAGCGGAUGCGGACGGUGACCAACUUUUACAUAGCCAACUUGGCGGCCACGGAUGUGACCUUCCUGUUGUGCUGCGUGCCCUUCACGGCCUUGCUCUACCCGCUGCCCGCCUGGGUGCUGGGCGACUUCAUGUGCAAGUUCGUCAACUACAUGCAGCAGGUCUCGGUUCAGGCCACGUGCGCCACUCUGACCGCCAUGAGCGUGGACCGCUGGUACGUGACCGUGUUCCCACUGCGCGCCCUGCACCGCCGCACGCCCCGCCUGGCUCUGGCGGUCAGCCUCGGCAUCUGGGUGGGCUCUGCGGCCGUGUCCGCGCCGGUGCUCGCUCUGCACCGCCUCUCGCCGGGGCCCCGCACCUACUGCAGUGAGGUCUUCCCCAGCCGCGCCCUCGAGCGGGCCUUCGCUCUCUACAACUUGCUGGCGCUCUACCUGCUGCCGCUGGCCGCCACCUGUGCCUGCUACGGGGCCAUGCUGCGCCACCUGGGCCGCACCGCCGUGCGCCCCGCGGCCACCGACAGCGCCCUGCAGGGGCAGCUGGGGGCAGAGCGAGCUAGCGCCGUGCGGGCCAGGGUCUCCAGGCUGGUGGCCGCGGUGGUCCUGCUCUUCGCUGCCUGCUGGGGCCCCAUCCAGCUGUUCCUGGUGCUGCAGGCGGUGGGCCCAGCGGGCGCCUGGCACCCGCGCAGCUACACCGCUUACGCGCUCAAGAUCUGGGCACACUGCAUGUCCUACAGCAACUCCGCGCUGAAUCCGCUGCUCUACGCAUUCCUGGGCUCCCACUUCCGACAGGCCUUCCUCCGGGUCUGCCCCUGCGCUCCCCGGAGGCCCCCGCAGCACCGGGGGUCUGGACCCUCAGACCCCACCGCCCCCCACACGGAGUUGCACCGCCUGGCCGCCCCCGCGGCGACCGCCAGGACCCAGACGCCAGGGAGCCGUGUGUGUGUCCCGAGGGAGCACACAGGCUGUGUGUCCUGAGGGAACGCGCUGCCCCUCUCUGGGCCAACUCUGGGGGAUAGAGCUGGGCCCCUCUGGGACAGGGGCUGCUUGAAGAGCAGCUGCUACUAUAUGGUUAUAAUCAAUGUCUUUAUUUCCGUGCAACAGAAUCAUAGUGAAAACGUCUUGUCCUCCUGAUGGUUCCGUACAAAUUUGCUGCUAUUGAUGUUGUAAUGAGUUAUUUCUGUAUUUCCUGAAAUUGAAUACACUUGGAUACUGGCACUCUCUGGAACUUCCCCCCAAAGCAUCAACAGACAUUUUUCACACACUGCCUUGCAAUGGUAACACUGUAAGCUUCGUCCCAUUC